AUGAGGAUUGGAGGGGAUAACGGAAGAAAAGGAAAGGUUGAAGACGGUAAAUUUCAAAAAAAAAAACCAGCAUGCAAUGACUUGAAAUUGAAACCUGUAGUUGAUCCCUUCAAUGGAUCACAGUGGCAUGCAGCACAGGUUUACAGAGCCAUCAAUCAGGCUCUAGGUCGAUGUAUUCGCCACCAAAAAUUACCAUUGAUUUUUCACGAUUGGGGGAACUAUUCUGGUACUAUUAUUCUACUACAAGAACGUUUUCGAGAAGAAGAGCAUCAAGCUGGACUUUCAAAAUGGGUUGCUAAAUCUUGUAAAGUAGAAACAUACGGAUUCAAGGCAGCAAUGAACAGUCUCAGCGAAUUCAUGAUUAACCGAAUUGAGAUUGACAAUGCUCUUUCUUCAAAAGAAACAAAAGAACAAGAAUUGGCAUCAUCAUCAACGGUUGAUACUGUAGUUACAAAAGAACUUCCAUUACCGCCACCAACAACCAAAAUAACAAAGGAUGAAACAGAAAAGCAUCCUGUAGACCAUCGAGAACCAAAAUCUGGCGAGUAUAAACACGAUCCUAUUUUGAUUCAAGAAGCCCAAUCUAUUUUAGACUCUGGAUUUGAUCAAAGCAAUCCAAUAGUUGUAGAUAGCAGUAUUACUACUACAGAAAACACUUUGGAUGAAGGCAUAUCUGUCAAAAAUCUUAGCAAUCUUAAUAGUUUGGCCCUGACAGAUAAACCACUUGCCAAGAUCACAAUCCCGACCAAAAGGCUGCGAAAUAACGUGCAAAAAAAUACAUCCAACCCACAAGAUACAUACUUAAUUGAAACAAAAACGGCUGAAACCAUACCUACCCUUGCCGCCAAAACCACUGUCACUACUACUAUAACUAAAACUAAUGAACUGACCACAGACAUCAGGAUACAAGAACAAGAACAAAAUUUGCCUAAUUGCGCAGAUCAAUCUAAGCCUGAGCCCAGUCCUACUUCUACCUCAGAACAUAAACUCCAACCAGCUGUACUCGAUUGUACGCCACUGGUCAGAGCUCCACAACAAAAGACCGGCAUUGUUGCGUGUAGAUGGCAUGGAGAACACAUGUUUUCUGACAUGAAAAAGGAAUUUCUGGUUCAAAAGACAUCAACUGAUCUCGACUAUUUUCUUGAAUUAGAAUUAGACUUGUCGGUUAAGAACAGGGCUCGGAAAAAGAGCUGCAAAGUACUACAAGUCUGCUAUCCAACUUCUUGGACAAUGGAACAAAUUCAGAUUGCGGUCUUUAACCCAUCGGCUCCUGUCAUUAUGGAGGAAAAUGAAGCCGACAGACUUGUGUACAGAGUUUUUGGAGCCAGGUGCUGUAAAAACUCAAUUGGGGCAUUGAUAUACGAUACAACCUCUACUUUAUCAAGUAACCGUAGACUUGUUGGAAACUUAUUUAUCUUACACGACACUGUACAAAUAUUAGAUCCUGAACAAUUACUAUAA
Molecule: messenger RNA, 1461 nt
Organism: Phycomyces blakesleeanus NRRL 1555(-)
Lineage: Eukaryota; Fungi; Mucoromycota; Mucoromycetes; Mucorales; Phycomycetaceae
Exons: 6
Coding region: 1-1461 (486 amino acids)
Biological process (GO): nucleotide-excision repair; double-strand break repair involved in meiotic recombination
Cellular component (GO): nucleus
Molecular function (GO): DNA helicase activity; hydrolase activity, acting on acid anhydrides, in phosphorus-containing anhydrides; ATP binding
Source: RefSeq, a predicted model, not a curated record